Lobosporangium transversale is the source of this 1037-nucleotide messenger RNA. Its product is annotated as high-affinity iron permease. Lineage: Eukaryota; Fungi; Mortierellomycota; Mortierellomycetes; Mortierellales; Mortierellaceae. Gene Ontology annotation, molecular function: ferrous iron transmembrane transporter activity. The annotation marks the transcript as partial. The record is from RefSeq and is a predicted model, not a curated record. The transcript has 3 exons. Gene Ontology annotation, cellular component: plasma membrane; high-affinity iron permease complex. Gene Ontology annotation, biological process: iron ion transmembrane transport.
AGCUCUUCUCAUUUUUACUUGUGUCCUCAUAUAAGUCAUUUAUUUUUUUUACUACUCUGUUUGUUUUUUCAUUUUUCUCAAAAAAAAAGACAUUGCACUUCAUGGGAUUAGAAGAAUACUUUUCAAUUCCAAUCUUUUUCAUCAUCUUUCGAGAGGUGACUGAAGCUGCCAUCAUUGUCUCUGUGUUACUGUCGUUCCUGAGUCAAGUCAUUACUGACGAUGGUGCCAUGCGUAAGAGACUUUCUCAUCAGGUUUGGGCGGGAACUGCACUCGGGCUGUUUAUAUCGCUUGCAAUCGGGGCAGGGUUUAUUGUAGUUUGGAACUUAUAUGCUACGAACCUUUGGGCAGCUAGUGAAGGCAUCUGGGUUGGAUGCUUUUCAUUGGUUGCAGUAGUCAUGAUCACUGUGAUGGGAGUAGCCAUGUUGCGUACGAACCAAAUGCAAGAGAAAUGGAAGCAAAAACUAACGAAGGCCAUGGACGACGAAAAUGCACGUGGACUAGGUAAUCAAUCCCGUCGAUACGCACUGUUUCUUCUUCCUCUGGUCACAGUUCUCCGUGAAGGGCUAGAGACUGUGGUCUUUAUUGGAGGAGUAACCUUUGAUGCUGAGCCCAAAUCAAUCCCUAUCGCAGUCUUAUCAGGUGUAGCAUUGGGUAUUUUUAUUGGAUUUGCGAUUUAUCGGGGUGGAAAUAAGAUGAGGUUGCAUCCAUUCUUUGUAGGAUCAACAUGUUUGCUAUUGUUGAUUGCUGCUGGUUUAGUAGCAAAGGGCAUUGCAGCAUUUGAAGCAGAUCAAUGGAGCAGACUUACAGGAGCACAGUCAGAUGAUGCAGGCACAUUUGAUCCUCGGGUUAACGUCUGGGCAUUGAAGUGCUGUGAUCCCAAACAACUUGACGCAGGUUGGUGGAGUGUUGCAAAUGCAUUAAUUGGAUGGAGCAAUGUAGCCUCCUACUGGACAUUAGGAUUCUACAUCUUUUAUUGGACUUUGGUCUCGCUUUGGUUGAUCCGCCUCAAGACCAAGAGGAUUCAAAAAGCCAUCAGG